Panonychus citri (citrus red mite) is the source of this 1777-nucleotide messenger RNA. RefSeq lists its product as uncharacterized. Bases 207 to 902 code for a protein of 231 amino acids. The record is from RefSeq and is a predicted model, not a curated record. The transcript has 3 exons. Lineage: Eukaryota; Metazoa; Arthropoda; Arachnida; Trombidiformes; Tetranychidae.
AAAGAGAAUGUGAGAGAAAAGCUCAUUGGUUUUAUUUUCUUUUCUCUUCAAACUUUUCUAUUCUCUUUAGUGUCUCUUCUUGUUCUCCCGUUAUAAUUACUCUAAUUAUUUAAUUAACUCUUCUAAUUAUAUUCUCUUUUUGUUACCUUGUUUUCUUUUCUUCUUCAAUUUGUUUUGUGUGUUUGAUUGUUCCUUCAACCGAUAAAAUGGCUUCAAUGCGUAGUCCGGAUAUUAAUUUAAUCCAUUUCAUCUUGAGACUGUUAAUCGCUGUUGGAAGCUUUGUCUCUGCCAUUUUUAAGAUUCCCUUUGUUAUUUUCGCCAUUCAAUUUGUUAUUGAUUUUGUUCUUAAAGGAACAUCCGCCGGUGGGAAUACUGAUGCAGGGGACAGUGGAACUGCUCCUGGUCCAUCUCCUGGAAGUAGUGACACUUCACCAAGUGAUCAACCGGCUUCCGAUGCACCCAAACAAUUUGACUUGCCCAUGGUUGAAGUCGCCUUAAAUGUUGUCCUGUUGGUUUGUCUCUUCACCUCUGUCAUGGUUGUCCUUUUCCGAGCCAUUUACACAGUUGCCUUGGGUCGACUACUCAAUGUAUAUUCAUAUCUAAUAAUUAUGGGAUUAUGGAUCGUCUUUGUGCUGAUUACCAUCAUGACUAAUGGUUGGAAAGGGCCAUUAAAUUACGCUAUUCUUGCAGCUCGUGCAUUGCUCGUUGGAUGGUUUGUCUUCACCGCUCCAGCUACUUGGCAUUUUGUUUUGCUUCGAUCUUCAAUAAUAAUCGACAUCAUAACCUACCCUGCAAUGAUUGGAAUCGCUAUUCUCAAUAUUAAGUACAAUUUUCUGAAAGUUGGAGUUGAUCGUAAAAUUGGUGUCUGGACACGAUAUAAUAACUUAAUCCGAACUUUAUGAACUUAAUAGUCGAUUUCCCGAUCAUAUUUAAAUUAAACCUGUUCAAGUGCUUAUCAAUUUAAUAUCAAGUAAAUGGACAUUUGUUGUUUGUUCAGUGUAUCCAGAAUACAAAUUAUAUAUAUAAUGUCAUCACUAAUGAUAAUCAACAAGCAUCAUCGUUUCAUGGCUUGGAUUGUACAUUAGUGUAAAAAAAGUUAAAUUAUCAAUCAAUUAAUUGGAAGCACGCAAACACACAAGUAGAGUACGCAGCCCCUUCACCCACAUUGACGGAUCUCACUGUUUUCCAUUUACAACAUGAUAAAACUUAUGUAAUAUAAUCAAAUCAAUUCUUGUGAUGUUCAUUCAUAUCUGCGGUUAUUAAUAACAGGACGAUCUAACUAAGCUCAAGACAAGCGAAAAAUUGACUCAAGAAUCAAGUUUAACGGCAAAUUGACGGCAUUUUAGUAAACAGACAUACACCAUCUGUAUCAAGCUUAUAAACAACAACAAAUUCAUGUGUACAUCCUUUCAUGUUUACUACAAAACAAUAGCGUAUCCUUGAAAGAGAGUGAUGGUUUACUUCCGUUUUGUAAAAAUAACCGUAAAUACUAUUUAGCUGUGUAAAUGUAUACCUUAUGAAAGAGGAACUCGAUCAACAAUGGUCUUAGGGCCAAGCCAAAAAUAAAUUGCCAAAUGCGUUAAACUAACCAUGUAAAGUUCACUUCCGAAAUGAGAGGCAUCACUUGAGUCAAAUGCGUUCGCCAUCUAUUGACCUCUAACGAAAUUGUUAUUUUCUCAUUUUCUUUCAUAAUUUUGAUUCUUAACUCAAAAUUGGUUUUGUAUCUAAAGUAUUUCCAAUUUUCAACAAUUAAAAUUAAUCAUAAAUCUGUAAACAA